Colossoma macropomum (tambaqui) is the source of this 2024-nucleotide messenger RNA. RefSeq names its product cytidine monophosphate N-acetylneuraminic acid synthetase a (gene cmasa). The transcript is spliced from 8 exons. Lineage: Eukaryota; Metazoa; Chordata; Actinopteri; Characiformes; Serrasalmidae. Gene Ontology annotation, molecular function: N-acylneuraminate cytidylyltransferase activity. Bases 291 to 1427 code for a protein of 378 amino acids. The record is from RefSeq and is a predicted model, not a curated record.
UUUAGGAAAUUUUUCAGGAAAGGAAUCUCUCUCUCGACCCCCAACCCUCCCGGGGGCCUUUGCUGCUUUUGAAUCUUUUCCCCGAAGCUUCGGACGUCAUUGGUCACAUGAUCAUUGUAGAACGAAUCAAGUACCGACACAGUGAUUCGAAGCAAUGGGUGACAUUUUUUUUUUUUACACGUCUCCAAGCUUCAGAUUCAUGGGUCCCUUUACUAUUUGUUAGGGAAGCGUUUGCGGUUUCCUUCCCAGACCUUUGGUUGGCCGCAGUAACGCAUGCGAGGAUUCUCUGAAUGGAUACAGCAAGGAAAAAAGAUGCGGCUGAACCGAGCAACAGUCAUUCCGCUAAGCGAAAGAGACCAGCCAGUACUGACGAGGGCGGACACAGACACGGACACAUAGCCGCGGUGAUCUUGGCCCGAGGCGGCAGUAAGGCCAUUCCCCUGAAGAACAUCAGGAGGCUCGCUGGAGUGCCGCUGAUCGGAUGGGUUUUAAGAGCAGCUGUGGACUCUGGGGUGUUUGACAGCGUGUGGGUCUCCACAGACCACGACGAGAUUGAGAGAGAGGCGAAGAAGUGGGGGGCUCGAGUGCACAGGAGGAGUGCAAAAGUGUCCAAAGACACAUCAACCUCCCUGGAAACUCUUCAGGAGUUCUCCAGACAUCACCCAGAGGUAGACGUCAUCUGUAACAUCCAAGCUACGUCUCCAUGCCUUCACCCAGACCACUUGAAGGAGGCUGUGGAGAUGAUUACCAAGAAAGGCUAUGAGUCUGUCUUCUCAGUCGUCCGCCGAUAUCACUUCCGUUGGCUGGAGGUUAAGAAUGGAGAAGCCACCAGCACUAAGGCUCUGAACCUGAACCCAGCCAAGAGACCCCGUCGUCAAGACUGGGCCGGAGAACUAUGUGAGAAUGGAUCCUUUUAUUUUGCCACCAAAGAGCUUAUAGGCAAAGGACUCUUGCAGGGCGGAAAGACAGGCUACUUUGAGAUGGAGCCGGCGUACAGUGUUGAUAUUGACGUUGAUAUAGAUUGGCCUGUGGCAGAACAAAGAGUUCUGAGGUUUGGUUACUUUGGCAAAGACAAGCCGGAGCUGCUGAGGCUUCUUCUGUGCAACGUGUCAGGCUGUCUGACUGAUGGCCAAGUCUAUAUGUCUGCGGGGGCAGAGGAGAUGUUGUCCAUUAAUUACAGAGAUUUGGCUGGUAUCACAAUGUUACAGAGAGAAGGAAUGGAGGUGAUCCUUAUAUCCUCCAGUGAAAACCCUGUGCCAAAGCCCCUCGCAGAUAAACUAUCGCAGAAGACCGGCUGUGAGCUGAGGCAUUUGACGGAGCAAAAGCAAUUGGAGGUGGAGAGACUGAUGAAGGAGAAGAACCUGGUGUGGAAAGAGGUGGCCUACCUAGGAAUGAGAGCGAUUACAGGGAACAUGAGCUUGUUUUGAGAACAUGUACUGCUGGCCUCAUCACUGUAGCAGCACGGAGCCGAGAAAAACCAGUUUGCCAGAUUACAGGAUCAGAGAAAGAGGGUGGGCGGAGCUUCUGCUGAUGAUAAGAUAGAGAGUGAAGCUGCCUUUCUGGAGGUGGAGGUGCUUGUCUUAUUCUUUGAGGUGCUACAGGUGGUGGGGAAGUUGACUCUCUUUAAGGGAAGGUCUGGGGUACUGAGGUGGAGAUGAGACAGUAAAUGUGGGUGGAGGAGUUGGGUUUAUUUUUCUCUGUACCUGAGGACUGGCUGAAGGGUACAUGACAGCCUCGUUCCAGCUGAUACCAGCUUCUGGGGCAGAGGACAGUCUGAAUUGCUUGUGGAGUUUUGGUGUCUCUGGCAGCUGAUACAGUUGAUCAUCGUCAUGGUUCACAUUUAGUAAAUGCAGCUCCGUCAGGGCGUAUCAGUGGGGGACGUAUGUUGUGGCCCUGGAGCGAUGAAAGAGUCCUUGGGUGUUAGUACUGAUGUGUCUCCACCAAUGGGAGUGGAUCACCUUUCAGACUAUUCAUUGGGGCAGCAGCUAACAAUUUCAUAAUCUCUAAUCACUAUCACUAUUCUA